Parnassius mnemosyne (clouded apollo) is the source of this 2985-nucleotide messenger RNA. NCBI's taxonomy places the organism in Eukaryota, Metazoa, Arthropoda, Insecta, Lepidoptera, Papilionidae. The record is from the annotation of a GenBank genome assembly.
AUGUCAAAUUUAUUACCGUCACCGGAAAAAUUAGAACUCGAGGGAGACAGCACGUCAGUAGGCUUGCGAUGGGAGAAAUGGAAAAGGUAUUUAAAGAUUUAUCUCGAAGCAGCCGAUAUACAAUGCCCAAUAAAAAAGAGAGCAACUUUGUUAUUGUUAGGCGGAACCGGGCUUCAGGAUAUAUUUUACAACUUGCCAGAUACCAGUGCAGUGCAGGAGGGAGUAGAUAAUUUUGAAUUAGCCCUAAAACAGCUCGAUAACUAUUUCCUCCCUAAACAAAAUAAAACUUAUGAGAGACAUAUUUUUCGUUCGAUUAAACAAGAAGACGGUGAAAAUUUUGAAAAGUUUCUUUUAAAAUUGAGAGAUCAAGCUAAAAAAUGCAAAUUUGAUAAGCCUGAUGACUACAUUAUCGAUCAAAUAAUAGAAAGAUGUGCAUCGGUAGAGCUCAGGAAAAAGAUUUUAACGAUGGGGGAUGAUGUGACAUUAGACAAGGUAGUUAUAGAAGCAAAAACAUUAGAGGCAGUAAAUCAUCAACUAGAAAGCUAUGAACGGAAAGAAAAGACCAGCGAGAUAAAUUCAGUCACGAGUAAGAGCAACGAUACUUCGAAAUGGGGAAACACUGAAAUGAGAUCAGGAAAUUUUAAGUGUGGAAGAUGCGGAAAAGCAACGCACAAUAUUCAGGACCCAAAAUGUCCAGCCAAAGAAAAAAAAUGUCACGGGUGUGGAAAAGUGGGACACUAUCAAAGAUGCUGUAAAACAAAGUUAAAUAGAUUUAAAAGGAAAAUAGAACACGAGCAAGAAGAAGACAUAAGAAAUAAUAGAAAUAAAAGGCCCCGUAAGGACUCUUCAGUCAAUACUUUAGAAGACAAUGAUUCUCAGUAUAUCUUUAAUGUAAAUGACGAUGCAACCAUAAAGUGUGAUGUAGGUGGCGUCGAGUUUCAUAUGCUGAUCGACUCAGGGUGUAAAUCAAAUUUAAUAACGGAUAAAGCAUGGGAAUAUUUGAAAAUACAUAAAGUUAGUUGUAAAAAUCAAACUAAGAAACCAAAUAAAAUAUUACUAGCCUAUGGCAGUAGUAUACCUUUAGAUGUAAAAGGUUCGUUCGAAACCGAAAUUAAAACGAAUGGAAAAACUGACCCCUGCUCUAUUUAUGUCAUAAAAAACGGAUCCAGGAAUUUGUUAGGAAAGGAUUCAGCGAUACGAUUAGGAGUUUUAAAAGUAGGCGUUAGUAUUAACCACGUUGAUCAGGAACUAAGCAAGCAGUUUCCAAAGUUUAAAGGUAUUUUAGUGGAGAUUCCGAUAAAUAAAUCCAUAAAACCGGUAAUACAGCCCUAUCGUAGAAUACCUAUUCCUAUCGAGGAAAAUAUAAAAAGGAAGAUAAAGGAGUUAUUAGAUGCCGAUAUUAUUGAAGAAGUAGAUGAACCAUCUUUAUGGGUAUCGCCUAUUGUACCAAUAUUAAAAGAUAAUGGAGAUAUACGUCUCUGUGUCGAUAUGAGGCGAGCUAAUACAGCAAUUCUCAGAGAAAAUCACCCAUUGCCUAGUAUGGACCACUUGCUGCCGAAAAUAAGAAAAGCAAAGUAUUUUUCCAAACUAGAUAUAAAAAAUGCUUUCCAUCAAGUUGAGCUGCAUCCUAACUCCAGAUAUUUAACAACUUUUGUAACUUCUAGUGGACUUUACAGAUAUAAAAGACUUAUGUUUGGAGUUUCAUGUGCACCAGAGCUGUUCCAAAAAAUCUUGGAAAAAAUGAUAAUCAAAUGUGAAGGGGUAAUCAAUUUCAUUGACGAUAUUUUAAUAUGGGGCAGCAGUGGAGAAGAACAUGAUUUGCGACUAUCACAAGUAUUGGAUGUUUUAAAUGAAAAUAAUGUCCUGCUCAAUAAAGAUAAAUGCUUAUAUAAAGUGCAAAAGGUCAAAUUUCUAGGACACGAAUUAACACCAGAAGGGGUAACACCUCUACCUAAAUAUAUCAAAAGCAUACAAGAAUUUAGAGUACCAAACACAAUUGAAGAGUUACAAAGUUUUCUUGGAUUAGUAAAUUACAUAAAUAAAUGGAUUCCUAAACUAGCUACAAUUAAUGAACCGUUAAGAGAAUUACUUAGGAUAAAAUUAGGAAAAAAGGCUAACAUAGAAAAAUACUGGACAAAGAAACAGGAUCAUGCGUUUAAGUGUCUCAAAGAGAGAUUAACAAAAAUAGAAACAUUAGGAUAUUAUGACGUCAAAGACAAGACCCAAGUUAUAGCGGAUGCAAGCCCUGUGGGAUUAGGAGCUGUUUUGGUACAAAUUGAUGAAAGGGGCCCCAGAAUCAUUGGCUAUGGAAAUCGGACAUUAACAGAUUGUGAACGGAAAUACAGCCAAACAGAGAAGGAAGCCCUUGCUCUUGUUUGGGCUGUCGAGCAUUUUAACACGUUUCUUUUUGGGAAAGAAUUCGAUUUAAUUACUGACCAUAAGCCAUUGGAAUUCCUAUUUAGUCCCAAGUCAAAGCCGUGUGCUCGCGUUGAAAGAUGGGUUUUGAAAUUACAGGCCUAUAGAUAUAAGAUAAAAUAUAAGCCAGGAAAUACAAACAUUGCAGAUCCACUAUCACGACUAUGCAAAGAAACAAAUGUACAACCUAUACGGGACGACCAUAUAUGUCAAAUAGUACAAUUAGCAAAACCGCAUGCUAUUUCUAUGCGAGAUAUAAUUUUACAAUCUGGAAGUGACUUAGAAAUAACAAACGUAAAAAAUGGUCUCUAUAAAAAUCAGUGGGACGAGUCAGUCAAAACCUUUAAAAUUUUUGAAGAUGAACUUUGUUUUUAUGACAACAUCCUCUUGAGAGGAAAUAAAAUUGUAAUUCCAAAUAAAUUAAGACAACAAGUUUUAGUAGCAGCCCACGAAGGUCACCCUGGAAUCGUGUCUAUGAAGGAACGUUUAAGAGCUAAAGUCUGGUGGCCAAAGAUUGAUAAAGAUGUCGAAAUGCUGGUGAAGAGUUGCAAAGGGUGCACUCUUGUGUGA